AUGCCUCUGAGAUCGCAACGCCAACCCCCUCUUCCGCCCUUCCCUCAGAUGCCAUCCCAAAGUCCUCUCGAGCUCUCUGACUAUCCCGCAGUUAUACGACGUCUCAAACAACACAUAAAUGCCUCGACCUCCGCUUUUCGCGAAGUAACGGAGCAGAUAUUCGACUACUUCAACACAUCACCAGAGGUCGAGUCACGAUGGGCUCAUCAUGUCGCUAUGUAUGAGGAUAUUAUAGACGACUCCCAAACUACAGCCACCAGGAUAUCUGCUACCGUCAGGAUGUAUACCGGCCUACAAGUCGCAUUCACGGAAGCGAGCCCGGCAGACGUUAUUCACGAGCUGUCAACCCUGAGAAAGGCGCUUCUGAGCUUCGACGAUAGUUUAGCACCUCGGCUUGAUGCUCUCACAGACGCCAUCCGGCAGUUUCUGUCUGAGCCAGAGAUCAUGCGUGGCUCGCGGCGGGUGACUGGAGGUCCUCCAGCGAAUAUAUCCCGCACUGGCUGGAUGGGGGUCACCUCUUCGGCGCUCCAGGCAGUCGGAUACCAUUUUCUUUGGACACUGCUACUCCAGAUUGGCGGCUUGCUGGCACCUGAGACCGCUACCACGACCGCCAGGCGUUGUGUGAAUGGUAGCGGGUUUAUGCCCGCCUGCAAUAACGAGGCCGCGUCUGCGCAGGACGCUGUAGCGAAUAUAUGGCACAUUUUGCGCGAGGUAGAGGCGCAAAAGCAGAUGUUUGACGUCUUCCAGCUGAUUUCCUGCGAGCUCAUGUCCGAGUUCGACCGGUACUCGGCGGCGCUCGAGGCUGCGAGGGAUAAGCCUAUGACCCCGGAAGCUGCGGAUAUCAUUCAGGGAGCACACGCUGGUGCCACAUUGCAGGCGGGGCAAUGGAAGAAUCUGGCCCGGGUCCUUGUGGAUGAGUAUGCCAGGGCUUAG
Messenger RNA from Trametes versicolor FP-101664 SS1, 933 nucleotides. RefSeq lists its product as uncharacterized. The record is from RefSeq and is a predicted model, not a curated record. Lineage: Eukaryota; Fungi; Basidiomycota; Agaricomycetes; Polyporales; Polyporaceae. Bases 1 to 933 code for a protein of 310 amino acids. The transcript is spliced from 8 exons.